Molecule: messenger RNA, 2474 nt
Organism: Zingiber officinale
Lineage: Eukaryota; Viridiplantae; Streptophyta; Magnoliopsida; Zingiberales; Zingiberaceae
Exons: 10
Coding region: 288-2141 (617 amino acids)
Source: RefSeq, a predicted model, not a curated record
AAAACCUCUCUUUUUUGACCAUGGAUCAAAAAUGAAGGAGCAAGAAAGAAGAACAGAAAGCAGCAGGAGAGGGCGAUCUCUGCGGAAAUCGAUCCGUUUCGCCUUGCCUUCGGUUCUGUCGUAGUUUCUUAGAUUCCAUUCUCCUUUGUCCUCUUCUCUCGGAUUCGCUCCUUUUUCUUCUUGGUAGCUACGUUUUCCUGUUUCAGUUAGGGAUUUGGAGUUGCAAUUUGGUUUGUGUGAGGGUUUGAUCUCGUUCGAUUGGCCGGGAUAGAGAGAGGGGGACAGAGAUGAAGUCUUCUCUGAAGAAAAUGCGGGGCUUUGCGUUCCGUAAGCACGACCAGCAUAAGCAGAAGAGGGAGACACAUCCACCGGCGUACCAGGACGAGCUCGUACAGGCCUCCCAGGAUAUGGUUGAUAUGAAGGACUGCUACGAUGGGUUACUUUCUGCAGCUGCUGCUACUGUCAAUAGUGCAUAUGAGUUCUCUGAAGCCUUAAAGGAACUGGGUGCUUGUAUUCUUGAAAAAACUGCACUAAAUGAGGAUGAAGAAAGUAGAAGCGUAUUGUUGAUGCUUGGAAAAGCACAGUUUGAACUUCAGAAACAUGUUGAUAGAUAUCGUGUGCAUGUCCUAGAGACCAUCACAACCCCAUCAGAAUCUCUUCUGAAGGAACUACAAAUUGUAGAGGAGAUGAAACGUCAGUGUGAUGAGAAAAGAGAUUUCUAUAAUGGCAUGAUAGCUGCACAAAGACUAAAAGGAACUUCAAGAAAUCCCAAAGCUGAAAGUUUUACUAUAGAGAAGUUGCGAGAAGCUCAAGAUGAUUACCAAGAGGAGGCAACACUCUUUGUCUUCCGCUUGAAAUCACUGAAGCAAGGUCAAUUUCGGAGUCUUUUAACUCAGGCUGCUCGGCAUCAUGCAACACAGCUAAAUUUCUUUAGAAAAGGGGUCGAGUCUCUUGAGGUGGUAGAGCCACAUGUUAAAGUUGUUGCUGAACAACAGCAUAUUGACUAUCAGUUUAUUAACCUCGAGGAUGAUGAUACAGAGGAGGAAGUGGAUGAUUUUGUCUAUGAUGAUGGAGAAGUGAGCUUUGGAUAUGGACAAUAUGAAGGAGGCCAAGAAGCUGCUUCUGUAGCUAGAAACUCAAUGGAGGAAUAUUCAGAUAAAACACAAAAAGAUAGCCUUUAUUUCAAUAAGGAGCCUAGGGCUGUGAGCAUGUCAGCACCUCUUUUGGCCAAUAAGAAGGUUGAUUUUUCUGACCGUAUUAGUCAAUUGCGACCUGCAUCAACAAAGAAAUAUCACACAUAUGUUCUACCUACACCACUUGAUGAAAGGAAGCCAUCCUUAACAGAUGAUAAAACAAUUUCUGCAUCUAGAGUAGAGACUACUGCAGGCUUAAGAAGACAACUAUGGUAUUCCUCCCCUUUGAAGCCAAAUAUGCCUGGAAAAGAUUCUACAGAUCUUCAACUUCCAAGCCCUAUAAAAUUACCAAAAGCACAUUCAUUGCUGAAGGAGAAUAUCAAUAGUGGACAACUUAGAAUUCCUCCUUUGCACGAAGAGCUGUCCAUGUCACAGUUUGCAAUAAAUGCUUCAGAUGCUAAAAAGAUCAAGAGACAAGCUUUCUCUGGUCCACUGACAGGCCACACACCUUCAAACAAGACAUCAGUAUUUUCAGCAUUUCCAACUCAUACCAUUGCACCUCAGCCUAGCAUGGCUCAGAAGUUGUCUCAGAAUGCCUCACCUCCUAUAUCCUCGCCAAAAAUCAAUGAACUUCAUGAACUUCCUCGACCUCCUGUUGGUUCAAAACAAUCUGCAAAGCCUUCAUCUUUAGUUGGUCAUUCAGGGCCAUUGAUGUACCGUUGUAAUGAGUUUAGAGCAACUAGCAAGCUUCCAUUGCGGUCAUCACAAACAGCAUCUCCACUACCUACACCUCCAGGUGCUAUGGCACGGAGUUUUUCUAUACCCUCUAGUAGCCAAAGAUCUCCCACUGUAUCAGUUUCAGAAUUGUUGGAAGUUCCUACAAACCAAAACAUGACAGCAGAUAUUUCUUCACCUUCUUUGACACCCAUAUCACUGUCACCUAGUCAACCACCAUCAAGAAGCUCUGAGUCUGUAAGUCAAACUUCAAAGCCCAGGGACUCUGCAUAAAUCUGGCAACAGCUAAUGCAAUGGCCUUCCCAAAUGGACUGUGUACAGACUUUUCCUAGUUUAUCCCAAAUUUUCUCUAUACUAAUUGUAUGUUAGUGAAAAACUAUUGGUUCCUCCAACACACGUUGUGGUGGUGGGAUUCACUUGAUGAAAUUUUUUGGCUUUUACAACCCCUGUUAGGUUCAUUCUAAUUCAAUUUCAGGGUCAGUAAGUAGUAUGCUUCUGUAAAAGUAAACUUGUUUUCAUCUGGAUUACGCUUUUGCUUUUGCUUUUGCUUUUGCUUCAUUCGCCUCCAAUAACACCUAUGCAAUGAUAUCUUUGAUUCUUUCUCCA